Lactuca saligna is the source of this 1899-nucleotide messenger RNA. The record is from the annotation of a GenBank genome assembly. Lineage: Eukaryota; Viridiplantae; Streptophyta; Magnoliopsida; Asterales; Asteraceae.
UUUCAAUUUAUUUGGUUGGUGGUGAGUUUACGGCGGCUUCGUUGCCACCACUCCCACAGUCUCUUCCUUCAUCUAACAUUCUCAUCCGUUACGAAACUUGAAAACUGAAAAGGGUGAUUUUCGAUCGUUUCAUAAAGAACUCGAUCAAUUUAUCUUCAUCAAAAUGUGAAACAUAAUUUCUUGCUUUUACCUAUUUUUGGCAAGGGGGUAACGAAGGUUUCAUUUGAUUGAUCGAUCAUCUAUGUCUGUCUCAUACUUUAUGACUACCAUUAUAUUAGCAGAAGUUUCUUGACAAAUUGAUUUCAAUUUCAAACACAUGGAACAUUCACCAUCACUUCCGGGGCCUCCCAUGAAAGAAAGAAAAAAGUGUAGCAGACCUGACCUAGUAUAAUUCCUCUUUCAAUAAGAAAAUCAAACGAAAUGAGAGCACUAAGAUUCGGUUAUGGUGUUGCUGUUACAACAUUAACGAAAAAACUCAGAUACCCAUCACUUUUCAGGUCAUAUUCCUCUUCGGGGCCACCAGACCCACCUUCGAUCAGCGAAAUCGAUCCCAAUUCUGUUGCAUCCACUGUAUCUUGCCCUAAUUCUCAACGUCUUCAAGAUGACGAUGUGUCCGCCAUUGACGCCGGAUCUUCCUUGCGCAAGCCUGUCUGUAUGUGGCCUGGUAUGUAUCAUUCACCGGCCACAAAUGCUCUUUGGCAAGCGAGAUCCAUUUUCGACACCCCUUCUUCGGAUGUCGACUCCAUUACUGAAAAAACUCCAUCGCACAGCCGGACUACCAUUCUUUACCCUUUCUCUUCCGAUUAUAUUCUCAGAGAACAGUACAGGAAUCCAUGGAACGGAAUUCGUGCGGGGAAAUUGCUUGAAGACCUUGAUGCUCUCGCGGGUACAAUCUCCUUCAAACACUGCUUCAAUAACGCAGGCAUGGCGGAUUCCUUGUUGCUAGUGACUGCUUCUGUGGACAAAAUGGUUAUCAAAAAGCCGAUUCUUGUUGACAUUGAUUUGAAAAUAGUUGGAGCUGUUACUUGGGUUGGUCGUUCUUCCAUGGAGAUUCAGUUAGAAGUCCUUCAACCCACUGAAGAAACAUCCGAUCCUCUAGACUCACAAGCUUUAGUCGCCAACUUCACUUUUGUGGCGCGUGAUUCCAAAACCGGAAAAUCAGCAAUAAUCAAUCAAAUCACACCCGAGACUGAAAGGGAGAAAUCCCUAUGGAAAGAAGCAGAAGAGAGGAACAAAUUAAGGAAAAAGAGAAGACAAGAAAAGAAGAAGGAGAUUGAAAACGAAAAGGAAGCAGAGAGGCUGAAUGCAUUGUUGGCUGAAGGACGUGUGUUCAUUGACAUGCCAGCUUUGGCUGAUAGAGAUAGUAUUCUUAUAAAGGACACGUGUCUACAAAACUCAUUGGUAUGUCAGCCACAACAAAGGAACACCCAUGGAAGAAUUUUUGGAGGGUUUUUGAUGCGAAGAGCUUUUGAGCUUGCUUUUGCAACCGCUUAUACUUUUGCUGGAAGUGCACCACUCUUUCUUGAGGUUGAUCAUGUUGAUUUCUUGAAACCUGUGGACGUUGGAAAUUUUUUGCGGUUGAAGUCAUGUAUUUUGUUCACAGAACUUGAGAAUCCGGACAAACCGUUGAUUAAUGUGGAAGUUGUUGCUCAUGUGACAAGGCCCGAGUUUAGAUCUGCUGAGGUAUCCAACAAGUUCUACUUCACAUUUACAACUUCUUCAGAUGCCAUGAGAAAUGGUAGGAUUCGUAGUGUCGUUCCAGCCACAGAGGAGGAGGCGCGUCGCAUUAUUGAGCGCAUGGAUGCUGAGAAACAAAUUUUUAACUCUUUGGUCUCAAAGAAGGUCCCGGAAUCCAACCUUCAUGAAGUUGGAAUCCAUGACCCUAAGUUGGAAGUCUGA